UCACCACGUCAUUUGUCAAAAGCAAAUUUUGUACUGCUGUCACACAAACUUUGUCAAUUUUAGCCGUUAUUUGGAUACCUACUUUCACUUCACUUGUAUCAGAUAAAACUCGAAGAAGUAUUUAAAUAAGAAAAUGUUUUACGGAAAGACAUAAGAACUGCUAACGACGUGUUAGCCGACACUAAAUGUAAAUCAUAUUUACAGCCCACGCAAGAAGUUGAAGAUCUACAGGAAAAUUGCUAGAAUUUCCUCUUGCUUACUGAGAGGGCAUGACUUCUCCCAGCAAUGGUAUCUAUAUCAUCCAGGGAGAAAUCUCCCUGGUUGUUACAGCCAUGAGAAGAACUUCCAGAUGGAGUUCUCAUUCUCAACGAGAUGACGACGGCGAUCCACUCUUCAGUAGCUUUUCACAGCUGAAAGAUGUUCUCAAUACCAUUACUGAACUCUGUGAAAUUGAACCUAAUGCAUUUCUUGGACCAUUUCUGGAAGUAAUACGUUCAGAAGAUACCACUGGACCUAUCACCGGACUAGCACUUACCUCUGUCAAUAAGUUCCUGUCUUAUGGACUUGUAGGUCAGUAUCAUCACGUUUCUUUGAGAAUGCAGUCAUAGAUAUUUUCAAAUUCAGACUUUUAUGUUCUGUCCAGUUGAAGAGUAAACCUGCCUUUUAAUGCCAGUACACAUGAAAUCAUUUGAGCCGUGCCA
Molecule: messenger RNA, 701 nt
Organism: Mercenaria mercenaria
Lineage: Eukaryota; Metazoa; Mollusca; Bivalvia; Venerida; Veneridae
Product: Golgi-specific brefeldin A-resistance guanine nucleotide exchange factor 1-like
Exons: 3
Coding region: 270-608 (112 amino acids)
Source: RefSeq, a predicted model, not a curated record